CGCACCGGGGCUUCAGUGAUAGCAUCAUAGUCAUCCGGUCGAAAUGUGGUGCGUCCAUUGUAGGUUAUAUAGCCAUCUACAAUCCGUUUAUUCCGAAUUUUUCUUGUAAUUAAAAUCAUUUUUUUAAUUGAUAGCAUCGCAAUUGACUCUAAAAACAAGAAGUGCGAUGAUUGUGAUUGAUUAAGUUGUUAAUUAUUAAUUAUUUAAGAAGACUAAUUCCUAAGUUUUUAAUUGUCGUUGUAAAUUGAUUAGCAAAAUGGUCGUGGAAGAUCUUUCCAAGGCAGUUCAAAUCGAAAAAAUGCGGUAUCUGCCCAGGCAAAAGUACCCUAGCAGUUCUUUAGAGUUGUCAUCUUUUCCGGACUCCACCCAUGGGCAUGACUUUAAUCAAGGCCAUAGUCGAGUAGUCAUGACCAGGAAAACAGAACGCCGGAUAUACGUAGCUCCAACAAAAUCGGGACAGGUUCCCAAAAUUGAAACGCUUACUAAGGAAACUGUACAAACAUUUCGAGGUAAUAAAACUGAGAGGAAAAUAACGUCUGAAACGAAAAAUAUUGAAAAUACUAUCAACAGCAAGUUAGACGGAUCCAUAGACGACUUCCUGCCGUCACUGUCUUCCAGAUCUUCGCGGUCGUCCACUUCGUCGCCUGAAUUGAAAACGUCGUUUUACAAACAGAAAUGUGCGACAUUAGGUAAGUAUCAAAAAAAGAUACUCAUCGAUACCAAUACGUUUGUACAAGAAUGUUUAGAUGCACACAAUUAUUAUAGAAAAAAACACUUGGCUCCUUCGAUGAGUUUAAGCAAAAAAUUAUGCAAGUAUGCUGAAGAAUGGGCCAAAUAUUUAAGUAUAAAAGGAGUUUUAGAUCAUAGACCAUCAUCACCUUAUGGUGAAAAUUUAUUUUGUUGUUGGACAUCAUUGCCAACUUAUAGAGUCGAUGGCAAAGAACCUGUGGACAGUUGGUACGAAGAAAUUAAAUUCCAUCCAUUUGGUCGAGAACCAACUACUCUAAAAUCAGGCCAUUUCACACAAGUUAUAUGGAUGAGUAGUAAAGAAGUUGGUGUCGGCGUUGCAUCAGGGCGUUCUGGUCAAGUAUUUGUAGUGGCUUGCUAUGAUCCACCUGGAAAUUUUCUCGGUCAAUUUAGGGAAAAUGUACCACCACCAGGUGGAUUCAAAAAUGAACAACACAUAUCAAAGAUUUUGCAGCCAGUUUAUACUGAUGAGCAAUUGUACAAUGACAGUUUAAAGUUUCACAAUGAGUACCGAUCAAAACAUGGUUCAGGACCAUUAAAACUAAAUAAAAUGCUAUGUCGAAAUGCAUUAUCAUGGGCAAUGACUUUAGCCAAGGAAGAUAAAUUUAUGCAUCAACCAGACAAUCCUUUCGGAGAAAAUCUUUUUAGUAUAUGGUCAUCAAACCAAGCAACUGCCAAAGAUGCAGUUAUUAAUUGGUAUAAAGAAGGCAAAAAUUAUGACUACACUAGAGAGCCCAGAAUUUUAAAAUCAGGUCAUUUUACUCAACUCGUUUGGAAAGGAUCAAAAUCCAUGGGCAUUGCAAUGGUCAAAGGAAAGUCUGGUAGAAUUGUAAUAGUGGCAAAUUAUGAUCCUCCUGGGAAUAUAAUGGGACAAUUUACGGCGAACGUUUUGAAACCAAUUUAAUUUAUGUAAAAAAUUAUUGUUAUUUAGUAUAUAGUAUUAAAAUCAUAAUACUUACAUUCCUAUUGAAAAAAGACUCAUUUCAAAACUAAAUUUUUCUUAUUUCUCUAUUAUUUAACAUACUUUAGUUAAUUUAUUAGAUAAUAUCAUUAUAUUUGUAUAUUAAUUAAUUAUUUUUCGUAAAAUAUGAAAAGAAAUUAAUUUAUUUUAUUUAAUGUUUUAUAAACAAUUAAAUAUAACUUGAAUUUUUUUUCUAAAUAAAUAGUUAGGACAAUUUAAUUGA
This is a messenger RNA of Daktulosphaira vitifoliae (grape phylloxera), 1931 nucleotides long. RefSeq lists its product as uncharacterized. Bases 257 to 1651 code for a protein of 464 amino acids. The record is from RefSeq and is a predicted model, not a curated record. Gene Ontology annotation, cellular component: extracellular region. The transcript has 10 exons. NCBI's taxonomy places the organism in Eukaryota, Metazoa, Arthropoda, Insecta, Hemiptera, Phylloxeridae.